CAAAGUCCCUCUCAGUCCUACACAGCCUCUCAAGAGGAGGGACUAGUUCUCACUGAUCAGCUGCAGUAUACUUGUGUGUAAGCCCUUUUCUGCAUGUGUGUGACCUGCGUGUGUGACCAUGAGUGGAUUCUGUGUGUUCCUCUUGGCGUGUGUCCUGCCGCUAUCCCUCGCCUCGCCAGGCAGGCAGGACCCAUUCCUCUGGCUGUCCGCCCUGCGUGGUCGUGGUUACGUCGAGGGCUCCCUAUUGGCUGACACCACCGGAGGGGAGUGUCCUGCGGAGUGUGACUGCCCGCCCUCCUUCCCCAUCGCUAUGUACUGUGACGGGCGUGGCCUGACAACCAUGCCCACCGUGCCCUCCAGGAUGAAGUACCUGUACCUGCAGCACAAUGAGAUCUCCACCAUGCCAGACUCUUCCCUGGCCAACGCCACCAACCUUGUCUGGGUCAUGUUGCAUCACAACGCGCUAUCUACGGACAAAAUUGGCAAGAAGGUGUUUGCCAAGCUGCAGGGGUUGGAGCGUCUGUACCUUCAACAUAAUAACCUGACUCGUGUUCCCCCCAACCUGCCACACUCACUACGGGACCUCAGACUCAACAACAACAAUAUCAACAAGGUAACGCCAGCGGCCCUUGAUGGUAUGGACAACCUGACCAUCCUGUAUCUCCAUGACAACGCUCUGACGGAGAUGGGCAAGUCUCUGAGGGGUUUGAACUCACUCACACUGCUCGAUGUCAGCGGCAAUAAGCUGAAGAAGGUACCAGAUAGUCUCCCAGAGCGCCUCCACCAGCUGUACCUGGAGUCCAACGCCAUCAGUGCUGUCCCAGAGGGUUUCCUCAGUAAGUUCUCCCAGCUGCAGUACAUCCGCAUGGCCCACAACCAGCUGACAGACAAUGGCAUCCCCCCCAACACCUUCAACGUGUCCGGCCUGGUGGAGCUGGACCUCAGCUUCAACCAGCUGGAGAGGAUCCCCUCCGUCAGCCAGACGCUUGAGCACCUCUACCUGCAGGCCAACCACAUCAAAGAGUUCACCCUGGGGAGUUUCUGUGGUGUCGUGGACGUAAUGAACUUCUCCAGGCUGAGGACACUGCGUCUGGAGGGGAAUGAGAUCAGCACCGGGGAUGUCCCCUCGGAGUCAGCCCUCUGUCUGCGUCUGGCUAACACCAUUGAGGUGUAAUGCACCCAUCUCACCACCGGGUGGCAUCAUCAUCUUACCAUCAGAGCAUAGGGCAGCAGUCCUAAUUUUAGCAUAACAUUGAAAUUCCAGAAUCUCACCAAGAAGCUGCAGCAGAGGGCUGUAAAGGCACAAAGGCCCACCUACUCCAAGUUUAUCUUGGUUGUUUUAUCUCUUAUCAUUCAAAGGACAUUAUGAUAGAUCUUCAUAUCAGGUCAUUUUUCUUUCUCUAAACUUUAGAAAUGUAGAUCAUUCAAAGCAUGUUGAAAGUGCUUCUUCCAAGGUCAACUCUGUUGAGGAAAGAUAACUUUAUAUAAAAUAUUGUAUAUUUCUGUUGUGUUGAUUGCAAAGCCAAAUGUCCAAUGUUUUUGUCUUAUAUAUGUGUGUGUAUCUGUGAGUGAGUUCAGUAUUUGUGGGUAUAUGUGAGUGUGCAUGCUCACAAUUCUAAUAGGAUGUGUGAACCAGAGGACGCUGGUGGGAGGAGAUAUAGGAGGAUGGGAUCAUUGUAAUGACUGGAAUGGAAUCAAUGGAAUGGUAUCAAACACAUCAAACAAAUGGAAACCACAUGUUUGA
This is a messenger RNA of Coregonus clupeaformis (lake whitefish), 1744 nucleotides long. Its product is annotated as fibromodulin-like. Lineage: Eukaryota; Metazoa; Chordata; Actinopteri; Salmoniformes; Salmonidae. The transcript has 6 exons. The record is from RefSeq and is a predicted model, not a curated record. Gene Ontology annotation, molecular function: protein binding. The coding region runs from base 119 to 1174 and encodes 351 amino acids.